Messenger RNA from Mustela lutreola (European mink), 2059 nucleotides. It is a transcript of the gene LY6G6C, whose product is annotated as lymphocyte antigen 6 family member G6C. The record is from RefSeq and is a predicted model, not a curated record. NCBI's taxonomy places the organism in Eukaryota, Metazoa, Chordata, Mammalia, Carnivora, Mustelidae. The transcript has 3 exons. The coding region runs from base 1055 to 1579 and encodes 174 amino acids. Gene Ontology annotation, cellular component: protein-containing complex; external side of plasma membrane.
CAUUCAUCUGUAAAACAGGGAUAAAAAGCACCUACCUGGGGCGUCUGGGUAGCUCAGUCGUUAGGCGUCUGCCUUUGGCGCUGACCGUGAUCCCGGGGUCCUGGGAUCUAGCCCCACUUUGGGCUCUCCACUCCGCGGGAAGCCUGCUUCUCCCUCUCCCACUCCCCCUGCUUGUGUUCCCUCUCACGCUGUGUCUCUGUCAAAUAAAUAAAAUCUUUAAAAAAAAAAAAAAAAAAAAAAGCACCUGCCUUCUAGAGUACUAAGAAAUUUUAAAAAGUAAUACACCUACAAUGCCUAGAACAAUGGUUGACACAUAGGAGCACUGGGUGCUCAUCAUUAUUGUUAUUACUGCAACUUCUUAUUCUAGCUUCUCCUUCACCUCUCUGUGCCCACGCUGUCCCUCCUGGCCAAUGGUGCCCCACCCAAACUGGCAGGUUUGGGUCUGGGAGACACUUAGGAACAGGCCACAUGCCCCACACCCUGGACUUCAUCAGCCCUCGCCCAGGCUAGGCCAAGCCCUGGUUUAGCCAGGGCAGGUUCCCAGAACCUUCUGAGGGCCUAAGGCAGCACCUCCGCAGGUAGCCCCAGCCUGGGUCCUUGCUGUUGUGACAUCACAGAGGCCCUUGGUGACAUCACAAAUCUUUCAUCUUUCAUCCUGCGACUGAGCAGGGGUUGGGAAGACCUUGUCAAGGCUGAAUCCAGAUGAAGUUAGCCCCUUCUGUCCUCAGUUUCUGCUCACGCGCCCCUACCAAUGACCCCCAAGGACCCAAAUUGGGCAAUGAGUGUAGGCUACACCCCAUUAUCCGUUUCCUGGAACCAUUAGGUGCUCCCACCAUAGCCACUGUAAUGUCACAGGGGCUUCGGUGAUGCCUUUUCAGAGGACUGUGCAGGCAGGGCUGUCAGCUGGGAAUCAGGAAGGGUGUCUUGGCCUGAAACCAAGAACCAAAAUGGAGUUGGCCAUAGUGUGCCUACCUUUCAGUACCUCUCUCUCCCAUCCCUACUCCCUCACCCAGUUCUGCUUAGUCCCUCCCCACCCCUGGUCAUCAGGGUAUAAAUGGGGAAGGAGGGGCCACCAGAGGCAGGGAAGGGAGGGACCUUUGGGAUUAUAAAUUCCAAAAAGGCCACUGACUCCCAGAGCUGGAUCCCUGAAACUCUACUCUGUCAGCUGCUGCACUUGCUACCAUCCCCGGGGACCUUCAUCAUGAAAGGCUUUCUGCUGCUCAUCCUGUCUGCUCUGCUCUGCUGGGUCUCAGCUGAUAUUCGCUGUCACUCCUGCUACAAGGUCCCUGUGCUGGGCUGUGUCGACCGGCAGUCCUGCCGCCUGGAACCAGGACAGCAGUGCCUGACAACGAAUGUGUACCUCGGUAAGAUGUGGGUUUUCUCCAACCUUCGAUGUGGCACACCGGAAGAGCCUUGUCGGGAGACCUUCAACCAAACCAACCACAAGCUGGGCCUGACCUAUAACACCACCUGUUGCAACAAGGACAACUGCAACAGCCCAGCUCCUCGGCCCACCCCAGCCCUGGCCCUCGUCCUCCUCACCUCUGUGGCCGGCCUUGGCCUCUGGCUGCUGCACUGAGACUCACUCCAUAGCUGUCCCUCCUCCCACCUACCUUAGCCUGAGUUUAGCCUUAGGUCUCCUUGUCCCCCGGCUCCCUACACUGGUCUCUCCUUAACUCCCUUCACUCAGAAUAGCAUUUCUCCAGGCUCUUCACAUUUCUGUAAUUACACAGCGGUCUCCCCACCUAUCCUUCCACCUUACAUCCUCCGCUGACCUUCUCCCGAGUCCCUUCCUAUAUCCCUCUAGACCAUCCCAGAUCCUCCGGUGGUCCCAGAAGAGCUCCGCACUUUGCGUCCUGCCCUCUACCGUGCCCCGCUUAGAGAGGGAUGGAGAUCUAGGCCUGAAAUGGGACUUUUGUCCUGUCCCCCGCAAAGGCUCCCAGGAAGGACUGAUGACCUCACUGUAUGGGGUUGAUUCCCCAAACCCUCGCUCCAUACGUACCUCAUCCCCAUGCUCGCCUCUUUGCAUUUUGAGUAAUAAAUGUCUAUGUCCGAUAAA